AUUUAAAGGGUGAGAGAAGAAUCUGUGGAGACGCUUGCGUCGGUUCCUGACAGGGGGAGAGAGAGGGAUUAGGGUUUCUCUGAGACGGGGGCCUCCAUGUAGCUUUGAGUUGUUAAAAUUGUCAAAUGUCUCCAAGCCAUGAAGAAUGCCAUUGCGAUACCUCCAGAAAUCCUAUUUAUAGUGACAAGAAAAAAUUUGAACUGUCUCCUAGUGGGACAAUAACUUCAUCUGGAAGCUGGACUGAUGUAUCUAUGCCAAGUGAUGUGUUCAUGAGUUCAGGACAUAUGGCUAAUAAGUAUGUCUACAAGAGGAGGAAACUACAAGGAAAUUCACUUGCUCUUCUCCCAGAAGACAAUAAUAUAACCGAUACCGAUAAGGAACAAUUUGAACUUCCUCCUAGGGAGCCAGUAGUUUCAUCUGGAAGCUGGACAUCUGUGUCAAAUCCAAAUGAAUUGUGCACAAGUUCAGGACAUAAGAGUGACGGAUAUUCAUAUGUCUACAAGAGAAGGAAGUUACAAAGAAAUUCACUUGCUCUUCUUCCAGAAGAUAAUAAUAUAACAGAUGGAACACAAAAUUUUGGUGCUGAAUUGUGCAUUGAUUCCAAGGACUGCUUGUUGGAAGUUCAUAAAGCUGAUCCUGAGACAACUCCUGUUGCUGUUCCUACCAUAAACAUUGACUCAUUUCAAGACUCUGGCUUGCAUGAUAUGUGUUCUAUUGGAGAAUUUAGAGUGCUAGAUAAAACAAAUAUUGUAAAAUUUUCGAAAUCUACACAGGAGAGUUACCAUAAUUUAAAUGAUAGAUCUUCAUCAUCAAAAUCUAAUUUUGAACUUACUUCGACUUUUAUCAAGAUACAUACAGAUGACCCCUCUUCUGAUGUUCUGGAACUAGGAGAAUUUAAUUCAGCAAAGGAUCUUUGUAUCUAUGUACUCAAGAAACAUGGGCUGAUUGGAAAUUGUUGUGCUAGCAGCAGUCAUUCUGAUUUACAAAUUCCGUUUGAUGAUAAUAGCAAGCUUUCUCAGAUAUGCAAAAAAUGUGGGCUAUUUGAUGACCCACUGCAGAUGCUUAUUUGUGACCAGUGUGAUGAAACAUAUCAUCAGUCUUGUUGUGUUCCUCGUGUGACAAAGAUUCCAGGGAAUGAAUGGUAUUGCCAACUUUGCUUCAAGAAAAGGCCAAAACUUCUUAUCAGCAAGUCACCUGAUACCAUAGGUGAAAUCUCUGGUCACACAUAUAAUAUAUCCUCCAGAAAGUAUUCCAUAUCAUUCAUGUUGAAGGACAGUAAACCAUAUACCACUGGGGUUCGAAUUGGUAAAGAUUUUCAAGCUGAAAUUAUGGACUGGUCUGAACCAGUUACCAAUGAAGAUGAUUAUUUUGAUGAACCUUCUGAAAUGGAUAUUGAUGAAUCCGUAGAUUUGAAUGUAUGGAGAGGAAGAAAGACACAAUGUCCUAGCAGUAUUGGUAAUUGGGUCCAAUGCCGGGAGUUCUUGUCUUCAGAUGGACCUAAAGAGGGGAUUAUUUGUGGAAAGUGGCGCAGGGCUCCUCUUUUCAUUGUUCAGAGUGAAGAUUGGGAUUGCUCAUGUGCUGUUCAGUGGGAUCCAAUUCAUGCAGAUUGUGCAGUGCCUCAGGAGCUCAAAACUGAAGAGGUUCUCAACGAUCUGAAACUUGUAAAAUGGCUGAGGCAUCAUCUGAGUGACAAAUCGAUGAAAGACGACUCCAACUGAAGUGUCGAUUUGGAGGAUACAAAUGCUAUGCCCCCUGUUUAGUUUCUUACAUCUUACUCUAGGAAUUUUGUUGUGUGGAAACUUUACACCAUCACACCCAUAUAAUUCUUGUGCAUAUAAAUAUGAUUUUGAGUACUCGAUGUAGACGAGCAUUAUUUUAUUUCCAGAUUUUUUGAGAAAUGUAAGAGGCACUGGAAGAAUGAUAUUGUUGUAAAGAAAAUGAAACAGUUUUGUUGUAAAAGUUAAAGAGGGCAAGUUCCCCCAGUUUUUCUCGA
Messenger RNA from Zingiber officinale, 1993 nucleotides. RefSeq lists its product as uncharacterized. Gene Ontology annotation, molecular function: zinc ion binding. Lineage: Eukaryota; Viridiplantae; Streptophyta; Magnoliopsida; Zingiberales; Zingiberaceae. The record is from RefSeq and is a predicted model, not a curated record. The coding region runs from base 126 to 1718 and encodes 530 amino acids. The transcript has 7 exons.